AUGGAGACACAGUUCCUUCCUUUCGACUACGGAAACAAGAAGAGGCUUGAAGAACAGCUGAUUCUAGUUUUGGGAUCAGACUCAGGUGGAAGAAAUCAAACUCAGAAUGAGGCGACAUUAUUUACCCACAGUUUGAUCUGGAAAUUCAAGAAAGCUUGUGAUGGGAAAUUGUUUGAUCCAUUAUUCCAUGAUUGUAACCUCAACGAUAACAACUGGCGAUGUCCCGGACAGACAGUAGGCCAGAGACCAGCUGCCCUUUCCAGCGCCCCCCUGGAACUUGUCUCAGUCGAGCGCCUAAUAGGCUAUGCUGCCGUCGCUAAGCUCUAUUUGCGAAACAUGAGCGAGUUGUUGUUUCCAAUCAACAACAACGCUAAAACCAUGUCAUCAGGCACCUCUGACUCGCAACCGUUGAACGGUAUAAUCAACACUCACAAGCGAACUUUGCCCAUCUACCCUUCAACCCCAGCCCGCCGAACAGUUGCGUUUCAACGGCCUUCUGCAGGCACUCACAUCAGUCGCGAGACGUCCAGAGUAUCAGAUUACGGCAGAGGUGUACGCCAGAGAAACGAAGCCGGGGAUAGAGUCCCUCCAGACACCGACGCGCUUGCGGGCUUACAAGACUCAGUGGAUGUUGAUUCCAUUGAGCGGCCUGAUGUCAUCAGUGAUGAUGACCUCCAAGACUCUGUCAAGACCCUUUUAAAUGGCGCAUUACAACUGGACCAGCGUAGUGCGAAGGAGCGUUUCUUACCGAGCGGGGAUCUGAAUACCAUUUGCAACCAUGCUGCAGUGGUCAAGGAACUACUGGACAAUAAGUACGGGACACAUGAAGCAGAAGCCUGUGCUGAGUAUGUUUGUCAGAGACCCGCAGUAGAGAUCUUUGCAGUGCUAGUCUUAAUCAACCAGCUCAAGUUUCUGCGAGACUUCAAGAAUGCAGGAAUCAGCGACAAGAACUUACCAUUCCGCGUCAACAAAGACCGAACGGAGCUAUUGUGUCGUCAAUCGGAUGGGAAAGAUUGUCUAGAAUUCUUGAACCAUUCAAGAGAUGCAGAGAUGAUGCGAGAAUUCUACAGCAAGCAGUGGUGGGUGCAUGUUCCAUUCUUGGACUGGGACAAGGAGAAUCGCAAAGCCCUCAACUUUCGAUAUGAACCGGGAACAGUCCUUCCUUGGACAUAUAUCGGCGAUGAAGAUAAAAGUGGCGGAUUUGGAAUUGUGGAAAAGGUCAAGAUUCACCCAGAUCAUCACUCCUUCACACAGUACAAGUUCUUUGCGCUCAAAUCCAUGAGAGGCGAAUAUGUUAAUGAAAAUUACCAUUUCUUCCAAAAGGAAAUUGCUGCGUUCCGCAAGAUGAGCUCCGGGCCGCAUUUGGUUGAGCUAUGUGCGACACUUGAGAUCACUGGUGAAAAGUUCAUGCUACUCUUCCCGUGGGCUGAAGGUGGAAGCCUAGAAGAUCUGAUGAAUAAGUCAAAGAAAGAUCUUCUGAAAAGCUACGACUUGACAGAGAAGGAAUUUAUCCGCUGGGUCGCGAUGCAAUGUCGGGGUUUGAUUGAAGCCCUAGGGGCGAUUCAUUAUACUCGCAUCAAACAUACGCACAUUGACCUAGACGGAGAUCGAUGUAGUAAAGAAAAGGACUAUGGAAUACACGGGGACAUAAAGCCUGCCAACAUUCUUCACUUUAGCCAAGAGACAACCCAUUGUCGUCUUGGCAAUCUCAAGGUUGCAGAUUUCGGCCUCGUCACAUUCCACGCACACGCCUCAAGAACCAUGGUAAAUUCACAAUCAGCACACGCAGCCUCUCAAACCUACCGCUCACCGGAACACGACAUAAGCUAUUUCAUGUCUAAAAAGGUUGAUGUCUGGGCUUUGGGCUGCGUAUUCUCAGAGUUGAUGACCUGGGUCAUUCUCGAUAAUGCUUCGUGCAAGGACUAUCAACAAGAACGAAAAAAUGAGCCGUCGUUCUCUGGUGCCAUUAAGAACAAAGGUGUGUGGAAAGAAGAUAACUUCUUCCUAAAACACCAGCAGAAGAAAAGGCUAGCUGAGAGGCUCUACGCUCUGGUCAAAAACGGUGUUUCUCGUAUUAUGAAAAAGAACGGAUCAAGUCCCACAUGUCCAGAAGAUCCUGAAGAGGUACCAAAGCUGAAGUGGAUCGACAAACUUAUUUGCGAAGCACAGCAUAAUGAAGGUUCAGAAUUCUUGCAGCAUUUUCUUCAUUUCAUUCGCAGCGACAUGCUGAACCCGGAAAGGAUAGGCAGAACUGAUUGUGACAACGCCCUGAAGUUUUUGAACGAUUGCAUAUUGCCAGAUUAA
Molecule: messenger RNA, 2304 nt
Organism: Fusarium graminearum PH-1
Lineage: Eukaryota; Fungi; Ascomycota; Sordariomycetes; Hypocreales; Nectriaceae
Exons: 8
Coding region: 1-2304 (767 amino acids)
Biological process (GO): peptidyl-threonine phosphorylation; peptidyl-serine phosphorylation
Molecular function (GO): protein serine/threonine kinase activity; ATP binding
Source: RefSeq, a predicted model, not a curated record